AUGGCACUCGGAAGUGGCAGCGCUGUUGUCCUUGACAUUGGAUCAGAUUCCUGUAAAGUUGGCUUUGCCGGGGACCACGAACCAAAGGCGGUCAUCUCCACGGUUGUCGGUCGGCAAGCCCAGCAGCAGGUGUCUGUGGGCGGAGCCUCCAAGAACUAUUUUGGUCAAGAUGCCCUGAACUCAGAGUCUACUCACGCCCUGUCCUAUCCGGUGCAGAGAGGCGUGGUCACUGACUGGGACAGCAUGGAGAUUCUAUUGGACCACAUUUUCCAGAGUAAACUCUCAAUCAAGUCACAGGAGCGCCCAGUUCUAGUAACAGAGACGCCCAAAAACCCAACCGAGAACAAAGAGAAAUUGGCUGAAGUUUUGUUUGAGAAAUUUCAAGUUCCAGGAUUUUUUUCUUCAUGUCAGGCAGUGUUGUGUUUAUACUGUGCUGGAAGGACCACAGGCCUGGUACUGGACAUCGGGUCAGGGGUCACUACUGCGGUACCAGUGUAUGAAGGGUACAGUCUCCCUGAGGCCGUAUUGAGGAUGAACGUUGCUGGCCAAGACAUCACUGAGUACCUUACAAAAAUAUUAUCAGAUCGCGGUCAUCACUUCAACACCGCCCUGGACAAGAUUCACGUGAGGAACAUCAAGGAGAAGCUGUGCUAUGUGUCACUAGACGGCACCAAAGAGACGCAGCAACCACCCGCACAAACCACAACUUCAGCGUCCAACUAUCAACUGCCGGAUGGCAAGGUUAUUUCCCUUGCUGACGAAAGAUUUCAGUGUACGGAGAUGCUCUUCCAGCCAGACAAAUUUGGAUUCUCCGAGAAGACGGGAGUUCAUCAAAUGAUUAACAGCGCCAUUUCCGCUUGCGAGCUCGAUACCCGGAAGAGUUUGUAUAAUAAUGUGAUUCUUAGCGGAGGGAGUACACAGUUUGAGGGAUUGGUGAAUAGACUCAAGCAAGAGCUGAAACCGUUUGGCGCAUUGGGCGCCGAGGCCAGAAUAUCUGCCCCCAAGGAUCGCAUCUUGUCUGCCUGGUCAGGUGGCUCUGUUCUUGCCUCUCUGUCUUCCUUUGAGAGUAACUGGAUCAGCAAGAAGGAGUAUGAAGACUCCGGGCGUCAAGUUGUCCACACCCGAUGCUUCUAG
Messenger RNA from Candidula unifasciata, 1134 nucleotides. The record is from the annotation of a GenBank genome assembly. NCBI's taxonomy places the organism in Eukaryota, Metazoa, Mollusca, Gastropoda, Stylommatophora, Geomitridae.